AUGCAGCACGCAUUCUACAAGGACAAUCGCAUAGUCCCUUUGGGGAUUAUGCUGCUGACCUUCAUCAUCUUCGUUUACCAUUUUGAACUCGAUCGUCAGGGUCCACUCGGGGAGAUCCCGGCGUCGGCUGUGCCCGCUACAUUCGUUGUCGAGUCGUCGCGACAGAACGAUCCUGUGCCAUAUGUGGAAUACUUGGACACCGACAGCAAGACUGUCAACCAUGUGGCUCCUUCGGCAGUGCCUUCAAUAGUACCGUCGGGCGCGUCCAGCGGUUCUAGCUCUCCGCGCCCGCAAAAGGGCUUGACUACGGAUGAUAUUGUGCUUAUGUUCAAAACCGGUGCCACCGUUCUGUGGAAGAGAGUUCCCAUUCAUCUGGCGACUACUCUCUCGUCUAAGCGCAUCAAUCCCAACAAUGUUUUGCUGUACUCUGAUUAUCCCGAGACCAUCGGCUCAUGGGAAAUCAUUGACAUUUUAGAGAACACCACCGAAAAGGUGCGAAACUCUGAAACUUUCCAACCGUACCUUCAACAGGAAGACUACGAAUCGCGCCAGAAUUAUGCCGAAAUGUCCAACGUGCCCGGCGACGCUGCUGGUCCUCGGGCGGCUGGAAGCUCGACAAGUACAAGUUCCUGCCCAUUGUCAAGCACGCAGGGCUCAGCAAACCCGAUGCCAAAUGAGAAAUUCGACCACACCGAGCCGUGGUAUCUAGGCAGCCUGGCCUGGAUUCAUGGCGACUAUUUCGCUCACGGCGGCUCCGGAUUUGCCCUUUCACGAGGCGCAUGGGAGAAGAGUUUCGGCAAGGAUCCGCUUAUUGUAGAGCGGUUCGAAGAAUUCACAGAAGCCCACGGAUGUGGAGAUCAUAUCCUGGGCCACGUACUGAAAGAAUAUGGGGUUCAGUUCGGCGAGACUACUGGCGACAGUCGCUUCCGCUAUGGGUUCAACCCGGAGUCGCACUGGUCGACAUGGUACGAGCAGGCCAAUUGGUGCAAGCCUGUCUACAGCUGGCAUCACACUCAUAGCAAAGACGUGGCGAGGUUCUACAAUCUCGAACAGGAUUGGGACUUUGAGAAAGGACCGUUGAGAUUCCGUGAUAUUUACAAGGCGCUGGUCGCCCCAUAUUUGCACUCUCGCGUGGAAUGGUGGGAUAAUUGGUCCUCCAAGUAUGAGAUCAAGUCUAGCGUCGCCAAGGACAUGCAACCACCAAGCACUGUCCAAUCCGCCGAGGUGUGGCGCAGUGGGUGGCGGUCUGUCGAUGCGUGCGAAGCCGCCUGCACGACCUGGUCCGAGUGCGUACAGUGGUCCUUCUACGAAGACCGAUGCAAGAUGGACAGCAUGAUACUUCCAGGCAACGGAAUCCCCGAGACCGACUCACGCCGCCAAACGAGUCUGCCCUGGGUCAGCGGCUGGUUACCUCGACGAGUGGAAAAUUGGGAAUGUCAGGAAUAA
This is a messenger RNA of Penicillium maclennaniae, 1446 nucleotides long. RefSeq lists its product as uncharacterized. The transcript is spliced from 3 exons. Bases 1 to 1446 code for a protein of 481 amino acids. The record is from RefSeq and is a predicted model, not a curated record. Lineage: Eukaryota; Fungi; Ascomycota; Eurotiomycetes; Eurotiales; Aspergillaceae.